AUGGCCAAACGAACAAACGAAAGCGAAGAGCUCGUUCCAGAACGGGCCAUCAAGAAGGCGAAAAAGGAAAAGGAAACGAAGCACAGACACAAGAAAGCGGCUGUGAGAGAUGUCGAUGAUGCAGCGGCCUCGCAGGAUGUGCCUGCAUUGGGUGAUGGAGUGAACGGGGAGGAGACUGUGGAAAAGGAGUUGUCUAAAGAGGAGCGCAAAGCGAUCAGGCGCGCGAAGAAGGAGGCAGCGAAGCAGAGUGGUGAUGUGGUCAAGGACUCUGGUUACUCGAGUCCGGCUACCAAGGAAGAGAAGAAGGCGCUGAAGCGGGCGCUGAAGGCAGAGAAGAAGGAGAAGAAGGCGAGGAGAGCAAAAACAGAUGGCGAGGCAGAUGCCAAUGGUACAACCACUUCACCGGAUGCCAACGGCGCAGUGGCACAACCUUCAGUCAAGCCCUCGCAAAGUGCAUACCUGGAACACGCAGAACUCUCCGCCUUACCGCAGACCGAAAUCGACAAGUUCGUCGCAGAUCUAGCACUGAGUAUCGAAGACCCUCUGAACCAGCCCUACCGCCCGAUCACCACCUUCAAGUACCUACCCGUCAAGGAUGAAGCCGACCGCGCCCCCUUCGCCAGCUUCUCCUCGCCCACACCCAUUCAGUCCGCAUGUUGGCCUUACCUCCUUGCCGGCAGAGAUGUGAUAGGAGUUGCAGAGACUGGAUCAGGCAAGACGCUGGCCUUUGGCUUGCCAUGCAUCCGGCACAUCGAGAGUCUGAGCAAGAAGCAGCGACAAGCCAUCAGCGCCUGUAUCGUCAGCCCAACUCGCGAGCUGGCGAUGCAGAUCUAUGAGCAGAUGACUGGGCUCGCGAAGCCGGCGAAUUUGAAGGUCACUUGCGUCUACGGUGGGGUGCAAAAGGACAUCCAGAGGGAGAUGCUCAGCGGCACGAAUAUCCUGGUCGCCACACCCGGCAGACUCAACGACUUUAUCCAAGAAGGCGCCAUCGACCUCUCCAAAUCCACCUACCUCGUCCUCGACGAAGCCGACCGCAUGCUCGACAAAGGCUUCGAAGACGACGUGCGCAAAAUCAUCUCCCAGACCUCCCCCACGGGUCGCCAAACCCUCAUGUUCACCGCCACCUGGCCGCAGUCCGUCCGCAACCUCGCGAGCACCUUCAUGACCACCCCGGUCAAAGUGACCAUCGGCGACAACGCCUCCGGCGAACUGCGCGCCAAUACCCGCAUCUCGCAGGAAGUCGAAGUCAUCGAGGAUUGGGAGAAGCAAGGCCGUCUCAUCGAGCUGCUGAAGCAGUACCAAUCCGGCAAGAACAAGAACGACCGCAUCCUCGUCUUCUGCCUGUACAAGAAAGAAGCCACGCGCAUCGAGGAGUUUAUUCGCAGAAGAGGCUUCCCCGUUGCUGGUAUACACGGCGAUUUGAACCAGCAGAAGCGGACAGAGAGCUUAGAUGCUUUCAAGCGCGGCAAAGUCCCCUGUCUCGUCGCCACCGACGUCGCGGCGCGCGGCCUCGACAUCCCCGCCGUCAAAGUGGUGAUUAACGUUACGUUCCCGUUGACGGUAGAAGACUACGUGCACCGCAUUGGCCGAACCGGCCGCGCCGGCCAAUCCGGCAAAGCAAUCACCCUCUUCACCACGAACGAAAAGGCGCUUUCCGGCGCGCUGAUCAACGUCCUCAAAGCGGCCAACCAGCCCGUGCCCGAGGAGCUGAUGAAGUUCGGCACGACGGUGAAGAAGAAGGCGCAUGAGGCGUAUGGGGCGUUUUACAAGGAUCUGGGUGCCGAGGGGGAGAUGAAGAAGGCUACCAAAAUCACGUUUGAUUGA
This is a messenger RNA of Saxophila tyrrhenica, 1824 nucleotides long. It is a transcript of the gene DBP3, whose product is annotated as RNA-dependent ATPase. The record is from RefSeq and is a predicted model, not a curated record. Gene Ontology annotation, cellular component: nucleolus. The transcript is spliced from 2 exons. The coding region runs from base 1 to 1824 and encodes 607 amino acids. NCBI's taxonomy places the organism in Eukaryota, Fungi, Ascomycota, Dothideomycetes, Mycosphaerellales, Extremaceae. Gene Ontology annotation, molecular function: RNA helicase activity; RNA binding; ATP binding. Gene Ontology annotation, biological process: rRNA processing.